ACUCAUUUCUAAUUCACAAAAAUUACACUUCACUAGCUGAGCUUGCGUUGCACUUCCUUAUCAGAAAACCAAAACCCAAGAUCAAGAUCAUCUGCUUCUUUCCAUCUCCGAAUCUCAUAUCAUAAUAAGCCCACUUUCCAUUUCGAUCUGUAAGAAACUGCUGUUGCUGUAUUCCGCAGUUGAUUAAAGGUCUGGUAAGUAAAGAUGAAUGAUUUAAUGACCAAAUCCUUCACCAGCUAUGUGGACCUGAAGAAAGAGGCCAUGAAAGAUUUGGAAGCUGGUCCUGACCCUGAUAUAGAGAUGGCAAAUGCAUCAAACACUAUGGAUCGUAACCUUGGCCUAUUCCUUGAAGAAGCUGAGAAUGUCAAGAAAGAAAUGGGAUCAAUCCGUGAAAUUCUAGUCCGUCUCCAAGAAUCCAAUGAAGAAAGCAAAUCUAUGCACAAACCAGAGGCCUUAAAAUCACUGCGCAACAAGAUUAAUACAGACAUUGUUACUGUGCUUAAAAAGGCUAGAACCAUCAGAAAUCAGCUUGAAGAAAUGGACCGUGCCAAUGCAGCCAACAGGCGACUAUCUGGGUAUAAAGAAGGAACCCCAAUUUACAGAACUAGACUUGCAGUCACCAAUGGUUUGCGCAAGAAGUUGAAGGAGCUUAUGAUGGAUUUUCAAGGGUUAAGACAGAAAAUGAUGAUGGAGUAUAAAGAAACUGUUGAGCGGAGAUAUUUUACAGUGACUGGGGAGUACCCGGAUGAGGAGAUCAUUGACAAGAUUAUUUCUGAUGACAAUGGAGGUGAGGAGUUUCUGAAACGUGCAAUACAGGAACAUGGGAAAGGGAAGGUAUUAGAGACAGUAGAGGAGAUACAGGAUAGGCAUGAUACAGCGAAAGAGAUUGAGAAGAGCUUGUUGGAGCUGCACCAGGUGUUCUUGGACAUGGCAGUAAUGGUGGAAGCACAAGGGGAGCAGUUGGAUGAUAUCGAGCACCAUGUGUUUAAUGCUAGCCACUAUGUGAAGGAUGGUACCAAAGAGCUCAAGAGUGCUAAAGACUACCAGAGGAGCAGCAGGAAGUGGAUGUGCAUUGGUGUGAUACUUUUGUUGUUGAUUAUUCUCGUGAUUAUUAUUCCUAUUGCUACUAGCUUCAGUGACUCUUGAAUUGGAGGUUCCCGUGGAGGAUUUAAUACCCUGUUAUUCCUUCUGGUUUUUUUGCUUUACUUUGAAGAUGUCAGAUCCAAGUCCUUGUUCUGGGACUGGUAAAAACUGUUAGAUGUUUCUUCAUAUUGUUAUUGGUUUAUUCUUUUAAUAUUGUGAUGUAGACAUAUUUGAGUACCUACAUUGAAUAUAAAACAUUCUGGCUUUGUUGUUUUUCUCAGCUA
Molecule: messenger RNA, 1367 nt
Organism: Hevea brasiliensis (rubber tree)
Lineage: Eukaryota; Viridiplantae; Streptophyta; Magnoliopsida; Malpighiales; Euphorbiaceae
Product: syntaxin-related protein KNOLLE
Exons: 2
Coding region: 205-1146 (313 amino acids)
Biological process (GO): exocytosis; intracellular protein transport; vesicle fusion
Cellular component (GO): SNARE complex; plasma membrane; endomembrane system
Molecular function (GO): SNAP receptor activity; SNARE binding
Source: RefSeq, a predicted model, not a curated record